Patella vulgata (common limpet) is the source of this 3505-nucleotide messenger RNA. RefSeq names its product DDB1- and CUL4-associated factor 17. Bases 421 to 2031 code for a protein of 536 amino acids. Gene Ontology annotation, biological process: protein ubiquitination. The transcript is spliced from 15 exons. Lineage: Eukaryota; Metazoa; Mollusca; Gastropoda; Patellidae. The record is from RefSeq and is a predicted model, not a curated record. Gene Ontology annotation, cellular component: Cul4-RING E3 ubiquitin ligase complex. Gene Ontology annotation, molecular function: protein binding.
UAGCAUCAGGUCUAAGAUGUUUUGACUUUGUGUGGGACACGUAUUUUAAGUAUAACACCACAGAAAAGACCAGAGAUAAAGCCUAAAUCUAUGCCUGACAUUGUCUGUGAUAGCUGCCUUAAUUAUUUCCAGGUUUCUGUAGCGUAUUUGUUGAUUUAAACAGUAUUGAUUUAAAAUAUAAUUAGGCUACAUAUUAUAUACAAUACAUAAUAAUUUAUUUGGAUUGCAAAACAAGCUAUAAAGCUAAUAUUGAUCCAUCUCAACAAGCGUAUCUGUUGAAUUGUUGACAAUGAGCCGGAGGUUUAUGUAGAGAAUACGUUAGAUUGUAGACAUUGAGCUCGAGGUUUAUGUAGAGAAUCUGUUGAUUUGUGUUGACAAUGAACUCGAGGUUUAUGUAGGGAAUACGUUAGAUUGUAGACAAUGAGUUGCAGUAAACGGCCGUGCAGUACAUCAGAGAGUAUAUAUCUCCACCUGCUACAAAGGGAAUAUGCUAGUGGUAAUAGUUAUAGAAGAAACUUGAAGAUUUUAAAGAAUAUCAUUUGUAAGGGAAAAACAACAUUCCGAAAAGUAUGGGAAAAACAUUCCACAAAGCACAUAUCAACUGAGGGAAGCAAUAUAUUUUUUGAUAAUUACAGAUAUUUUUAUAAUGGGAAUACUUUAUCCUGCUCACCUCGCCUUGUUUAUACAUUACCAUCUGUACCAACGAAUAGAAAAAUAGAAGAUGCCUUAAUUUGUCAUACCACUCAGGAAUGUUUACAUUUGUCCAGAUUAUAUCAACAUGAUUGUUUAAUAACUAUUACAGCCAAUAAUCAUCUUCGUUUAUAUAAUUUAACGUCCGGUGAGGUUCUACAUGAUCUCUAUUUAUCAUCACAUCUUAACUUCAGGGAAUUAGCUUGGAGUGUUGAUCAGGAAACAUUAGUUAUAAGAUCAACACAUAAUAAAAUGUCGGCUUUUGCAAGACAGGCUGGUGUAACUGUAUCAAUAGUUAUGGUUCUAGCUGUAUUUGAUGUAAAUCCUCUACAAUUUAUUGGUAUGAUAGAAAUAGAUAAAAGGACAUGGGGAACAGGUGUAUUAGAUGCUAUGAUAAUAGGAGGAAUGUUGAUAAUAAUGUAUCAAUCAGGUUUUGUUAAAUUCUUUAACUUUGAAGAAAUUGUAAGAAAGUACAGAACAGACACAGAUAAAUAUAUGGUAAAUGGAAUCUAUACCAAUGGUAUACCUAUUAACAUUAAAGUAACAGAAUGUCCGCCUGUUUUAUUUGAGGUGAAAUGUUCUCAACAUAAUGUUCAAUUUGGUGGCUUUCCGUGGCAUUUUAUAAUUACACCUCAUGGUAGUCUUGGAUGUUUUCUGGUUUAUUCUUUUAUAGACAGACAAGUUAUCAAAGGUGGUCAUCUAGAUUUAGACAACAACAGUAUUGAGUUAGAUAAAGCUAUUUUUCAUGGUGAUGAAUCAGGCAGGAUAAUACAUAUAGGUCACGAUACUGUCAGGGUCUUAGAGAUUGUUAGUGGGCGUGGACAGAAAACCCAGCUUGAGAAGAGUUUUGAAAUAGUUAUAAAAGAUGAAGAAUCUGAGAAAGAAAAAAACUGUAAAUCUGAACUUCCUACUGUAACAUCAUCUGGUAGACAGAUUAAAAAAAGAUGGAUUCAAGAUGAACUAUGUGAAGAGACUAAUAAUAUUACUGUGUAUCAUGUUGAUUAUGAGAAUGAAUUAGAUGUAUUAUUAAUUAGUUGUGUUAUAAGUGGAGCUGAAGUAACGAAAGGUUAUUUAGAUCUAUACGAUAAUUAUACUGGUCUCUUGUUACAUAGAAUACAACUUAUAGAACCAUAUCAUGAGUUUAAUGAACAUAAGGUCCACAUGGACAAAGAUACUAUAAUCCAUAUUGUCAAAGCUAGAAGUUCUAAGUUUGUGUGUACGGUCUACAAGUUAUUCGGACAAACAGAAGAUAAGUCUGAAAUAAAUGAUGAUAAUGACAGUCGUAACCAAGAUUUAAGAACGACGGCUUCAAACAGACGGAAUAGAUCGAGAACGAGAUGAAUUAAUACCAUUUGAAUUUAAUGUGAUUACCGUCCAGCCCCUGUGGUCUCGAUUCAUAGCGGAAAUAUAAAAAACAUUCCAUCGUUAGUGCCAAGUUAGUGGUCAAGCAUGUUCCUGAAGCAACAACCGCGAGUUUUACACCAUCUAGCCGUUGCUAGAUUAGUCUGAAAUUCCCGAACUUAUAGGUACAUUAUCUCCCUUUACCACAGGCUGCGACACAAACACACUCAAAUCAAAUAUGGCGACCUCCAUGGAAACUUUGAUAUUGAACGAACCUUGAACUUCAGAAUUCGAUUAUCACAGGUAGACAUUUUAGCUAGAAAGCGCGAGACUUGGUUAGCGAUGAUAUUUUCUAGCCAAUCCAAAUUAGUGACGAAAUAUGCGGGGAAUUAUGCGAAGGGCUUGAUAAGAUGUAUGGUGAUAAAGCGAGAUCAAGCCUUCUAUUGAAGAUGGUGGCCAUGGUGAUUUGAGGUAAAUCUGACUAGAUCAUGAUUUACCUGUGAUAAGCCCUACUUUCUGUUUCAACUUGUCAUUGGUAAUAUCAAGAUGAGGGAUCUUGGACAAGCCUGGAAAUAAGGCACCUGUUACAGACAAUUUCAGGCACAAAUACAGGCGUUGUCAGGCACAGAACCUCUGGUGCCUGUCAUUUUGUUCGACAAUGAUUUUUCUUUUUUAUUGAUAUUAUUAAUUCAUGUCCGGCACUAAGUUGAAAAUGUCAGGUACUAUUUCAUUAGUGCCUGACAUUGUGUCAGGUAUAUCUAAAACCGUUAUUUCCAGGCCUGAAGACAACGCUGUGUCCCAGUAUGAUUCUUUCUACAUUGGAUUCAGCGGGUCGAAUUCUUAUAGAAACUGUCUUCAAACCAAAGUCCACGAGAAUCUGUUGCAUAUUUUACCCCACUAAAUAACCAGAAAAUGCCUCAUGUCGGCCAUCUUGAAUAUUUAAAUUUCCCCAAGGGUGCCACGGUGGCAUCAUCCGGAUUCUGAAUCUACACAUACUGAAGAUAUAUAAUCCAUCAAAAAAUAUUAGGUGAACUAUAUUUCAAAGGUUUUUCGACCUACUGCCGGAAUAAGAGGUUGAACUGCUUCAAGGAGUGCCUCAUGUCGGCCAUCUUGGAUAUUUAGAUUUCCCCAAGGGUGCCACGGUGGCAUCAUCCGGAUUCUGCAUCUACACAUACUGGAGAUAUAUAAUCCAUCAAAAAAACAGCCGGUGGACUAUAUUUCCAGGUUUGUCGACCAGCUGUCGGAUUAUUGGGUCAGUCUACUGCGUCAGAAUGAAGAGGGGUUAUAUACCAGUUUACAAUGGUAGUGAUGUAACUGUGACAGGGGUGACAGGUUAUAACCACUUUUACCUGUAACAAUAACAUCCCUAUUUUUCUAAAAUAAAAAAAAAAAAACAUAAUUAUUAAUAUGAAUGAAAUUAACCUGUAAAUCUUUAACUUGGUAAAAAUUAUUCAAAUAAACACAUUUUACUUUU